AUGUCAACUACUCCACAAUGGUUCAUGAUUGGAGGAGAAGGUCCUGAGAGUUACAACCAACAUUCCUCGUAUCAGAGAGCUUUGUUGGAAGCCGCAAAAGAAAAGAUGAACGAGGCUAUCUCUGCCAAACUCAGCAUCGACUUGAUAUCCAAUCGCUUCAGUGUUGCGGAUUUUGGCUGCGCAAGUGGACCAAACACUUUUACCGCAGUCCAAAACAUAAUAGAUGCAGUACAAGACAAGUACCGCAAAGAAACCGGACAAAACCCUGUUGAGAACAUCGAGUUCCAAGUCCUCUUUAACGACUUUACAACCAACGAUUUCAACACUCUCUUUCAGGCACUUCCUGCGGAGAGAAGAGAAGGUACUAUAGCGCUGAGUUUCCACAUAGGAGUUAUCAAUUAUGCUUUCCAUUUCACCUCCACAAUCCCUAAAGGGAUCACCGACCGCGACUCUCCACUGUGGAACAGAGACAUGCAUUGCACCGGGUUUAACGAAGCCGUCAAGAAAGCAUAUCUUGAUCAAUACUCGGUCGACACCAAGAAUCUGCUAGACGCUAGAGCUGAAGAGCUUGUCCCCGGGGGAUUAAUGUUGCUCUUUGGUUCAGGUCUAAGAGACGGGGUUAAGAUGUCAGAGACCCCUAAAGGAAUGGUGAUGGAUUUUAUUGGAGCUUCUCUAAACGAUCUUGCUCAACAGGGUGUCAUCGAGCAAGACAAGGUUGACACUUUUAGCACACCACUUUACAUUGCAGAAGAAGGCGAGAUAAGGCAAAUCAUAAAAGAGAAUGGGAAGUUCACAAUGGAGGCUUUUGAGGAUAUCAUUCACCCAUAUGGUGAGUUUCCACUUGACCCGAAGAUAUUGGCCGUUUCCACCAGGGCCUCUUUUGGAGCUUUCAUAACUGCACAUUUUGGAGCAGAUGCAAUGAGGAACGCCUUUGAACUCGUCGAGGUCAAGGCACGGGAAGAGUUUUCUGGCAUCCAAAAUGCCAAACCAGGAAUGCAGUACCUCAUCGUGCUUCGCAAGAACUGA
Messenger RNA from Eruca vesicaria subsp. sativa (arugula), 1026 nucleotides. NCBI's taxonomy places the organism in Eukaryota, Viridiplantae, Streptophyta, Magnoliopsida, Brassicales, Brassicaceae. The record is from the annotation of a GenBank genome assembly.